UCCUGCCUUCCAAGGACAAACAGCGGUAAGAGGUCAGUGUCCAGCGCCACCCUCGCAGUGUCACUGAGGCCUUAUCACCCAGACAUUCACCCGGCUGAACUGAGGCUGACCACCAUGUCCAUGCAGAUGGCCUUCCUGCUGCUCUGGGGUUUCUCCCUGAGCCCAGCAACACAAGCAGCCGUAGUAAUCGAGACACAGCCGAUACUGUGGGCAGAGGCAGAAUCGCUGCUGGAACCCUGGGCCAACGUGACACUGACAUGCCGGGCCCGCCUGGAGACCCUGGAUUUCCAGCUGUUCAGGGAUGGGGUGCCCCAGGAGCGUGUGCACCUUGAUUUAAUCACCACGCAGCACCAGUUCCCACUAGGAGCGGUGACAGGUGACAACCAGGGCCUCUACCGCUGCCGCUCUGGCCUGGACAGUGGAUGGACCCAGCUGAGCAACCUGCUGGAGGUGACUGGGGCAGAGUCCCUGCCCGCCCCCCUGCUGUCAAGCAAGCCGGUGUCCUGGAUCGCACCGGGCCUGAACACCACCCUGCUGUGCCGCGGUGGACUUCGGGGUGUGACCUUCCUGCUGAAGCGGACGGGCGAUGACCAGUUUCUGGAGGUGGCUGAGGCCCCUGAGGACGUGGAGGCCACCUUCUCAGUUUACCAGGCUGGCAACUACAGCUGCAGCUACCGGACCCAUGCAGCUGGCACCCCCUCUAAGCCCAGUGCCACUGUGACUGUGGAGGACCUGGCGGCAUUGCCACCGCCCAAGUUGAGUGUCAACAGAGAGUCUGCAGAAGUUUUGCGCCCUGGUGAGGGAGCCACCCUGGUCUGCCAGGCGCCCCUGAGCAGCGUGAACUUCCAGCUGCGACGCGGCAAGGAGGAGCUGCACGUGACCAUGAGCAGCACCAGCCCGGACCGCGUCUUCUUCCAGCUGAACGCGUUGGCCUUGGGGGACAGCGGACUCUACACCUGCCGCUACCGCCUGAACGACGAGCUCACACCCUGGUCCGCAGACAGCUCGCCGGUCGAACUCCUACUGAGCGAUGAGACGCUGCCUGGGCCCGAGCUCUCGGCAGAGCCAGCGACCCUGAGCCCUGCGCCCGGUGCACUGGUGCAGCUGCUGUGCCGCGGGCCCCGGGCGGGUUUGCGCUUCGCCCUGCUGCGCGAGGACGGGGCGAGUCACCGGGUCCACGGUCUCCAGAGCCCCGCCGGGGCUGAGGCCCGCUUCGAGCUGCGCGACGUCUCGCUGGUGGACUCGGCCAACUACAGCUGCGUCUAUGCGGACACGGCGCCGCCUUUCGCGGGCUCGGCGCCCAGCGCGCGCGUGGAGCUGCGGGUGGACGGGCCCCUUCCCAGGCCGCAGCUCCGGCCCCUGUGGAGUGGGGCUGUGAGUCCGGGCCAUGAUGCUGUCCUGCGCUGUGAAGGCCAUGUGCCCGAGGUCACCUUUGAGCUGCUGCGGGUGGGUGAAACGGUGGCUUCGACCACACUCUGGGUCACCCACCCCUCCGCGGACCUUGUGCUGACUUACGUGGGACCCCAACAUGCUGGCAACUAUAGCUGCCGCUACCGUUCCUGGUGGCCCAAGCCCUUUCUGUCUGAGCUCAGCAACCCGGUGGAGCUCCAGGUGGCAGGAAGUUGAUGGAGCUGCAGACCCAGGCUGCUGAGGAUAUCCUGGAGAAGUACUUCCUCAUCUGGCUCUGAUCCUUUUUGCUGCAGCCAGAGGCUGGACUCCCCCCCUGGGGGCAGUGGGCAGGAAGGCUCUCCCUAAUUCCUCCUAGGAACCAAUAAAUGUGAUGAGAGACUUUAAAA
Messenger RNA from Rhinolophus ferrumequinum (greater horseshoe bat), 1796 nucleotides. It is a transcript of the gene A1BG, whose product is annotated as alpha-1-B glycoprotein. The record is from RefSeq and is a predicted model, not a curated record. NCBI's taxonomy places the organism in Eukaryota, Metazoa, Chordata, Mammalia, Chiroptera, Rhinolophidae. The coding region runs from base 115 to 1626 and encodes 503 amino acids. The transcript is spliced from 8 exons.